ACUGCAGUUAAUUUGCAUGGUAAUUUCUUCAUAAAACAUUAAAUGUUUGGCUAUUAAUAGAGGCAGUCAUACUUAGUGUAUAAAUUUGUAAUAUGUGUAUAUGUGUCCAUAAAUUUUGAUGCUGAAUUCAAAUAUGUUGGUCAGUUGAAAAUAAUCAGAAAAUUUCAAGCAUGUUAACCCGGAUCCAAGAAGAAUUGCAAUUGUGGCAUCCUGUGUUUAGCGGUUUUUCCUGACCGAGUGAGAUUAGGUCAUUGUGAAAAUGGACGUAAUGGGUGAUGCAUCUCCACAUGCUUCCAAUACAUCUCAUUCACAUCGAAAAGUUUCAGAAGCAUCAGUGGAAAGUGAAAGCUAUCAGACACAUCAAUUAACAUUGGAACGUAUGCUAAAUCCUGGUGUUUUCUUUCAAAGUGUACGUGAAACGAAAAAACAAAAUGCUGGUUUUCAGAAAUUGACUCCAUUGAUGACAUUGCAGCAGGCGUCUCGUGAUGGUCAAAUUAAUAUUGUGCGACAACAUAUUCACGCAAUCGGCAAAGACAAGAAGAAGUUGAACAGUAAAGACAAAGAACAGACAACUGCUCUGCAUUAUGCUGUACGCUAUGGUCAUUCUGCUAUUGUUAAGUUGCUGGUAGAGAAUGGUGCUAAUGUCAAUGUGCAGGGAGAAUAUGGUGCAACACCCCUUCACUAUGCCUCAAGAUACGUUUAUAAAGGUUCCAAGUCAAAUUUUUAUAGUCCCUUUCUUGAUGAUCAUUCUCAGAGUGGAACAAUUACAAAAAACAGAACCUUGAAAGGUAUUCGACAAUUAUUUGUUAGCAGGAAAUUCAGUAGCGGAAGAAAAGAGGAACAUGCUAGACGAAAAUCUGGAAUGACAUUUCAAAAGAGCUUGAGGUCGUUAGCUGAUUUAUCAAGAUUUAAAAACUUAUCUUUGUCGAAAAAUGCUUUGAAAUCUAAUGAAACUGUACAGCUACGAAAACUAAAACGACGGGAGACUAUUCACGAGUCUUUGGAACAUGUGGAAUGCACCACCCCGUUGUUGAUACGCGAUUCAGGGAACGAGCAUGCUUGCAGCAACCUCGAAUUAGUUCGUAUACAAAAAGAGAAAUUCAGCGAAGUGGACAGUUUAAAAAAACGAAGAAGUUUUGAUUACAAUUAUGAUGAGAGUAAUCCUGAAACACCCUGCAAAAAACCUGUUGUCAUCAUAGGCCAGCUGACUCAGCAAGACCACAAGAGCAUUAAAACUGUAGACGCUAUAAUACUGCCAGAGUUGAGAAGAUUUUCAGCUUAUCAUGAAUCAGAACCAAAUACCUCACUCAAGUUGUCAGUGUCAUUACCAGACAUCACAGAUAAUCUUUCAAAUGUUGAAGGCCAAGAUCACAUUGAUAGUUCGCAUUUAUUACCUAGUUAUAAAAAGAAAGAAUCAGGACGAUUUAAAGUUAACACUUUGCUAGAGCCACCAGCGUAUAAAAAAGAUUCAAUCGUUUUAUACUUAUUAGAACAAAAAGCAAAUGUAAAUGCAAAGGACUAUUAUGGUUCGACUCCUCUCCACUAUGCAGCUAUGAGAGGAAAUGUUGAAGCAGCACAACAAUUACUGACACAAAAGAAUAUAAACAUUGAGCUUCGAGAUAAAACAUUAAUGACCGCAUUACACUCUGCUGCAAGUUCUGGUUCAUAUGAGGUUUGCAAAUUGUUGCUGGAGCAUGGUAGUGACGUACGCUGUUCAGAUGAAGAGGAUAUGAGACCGCUACAUUUUGCAGCUAUGGAAGGACAUUUCGCUGUGGUUCAGUUGUUAUUCGAGCAUGGCGAAACAAAAGGUGGCUAUACACUUCUCGCAAAGAUGAUAAUGGAUCAAGAUCGAGAUGAGCAGACUGCUCUCCAUCUGGCUGUCGAAAAUGGCCAUAAGGAUGUUGUAAGGCUGUGCAUUGAGAAAGGUGCAAAUGUUAAUUUUGUAAAAGCUAAUUUAAUAACACCUUUGCAUUUGGCAUGUACCUCUGGUCAGAUCGAGAUUGUGAAAAUGCUGGUGGAGAGUGAGGCAGAUGUUGAGGCAAAGAAUGUGCUGCAAGAAACGCCAUUACACCGAGCUGCUUUAUUCAAUCGAGUCCACAUUCUUGAAUUUCUGCUAGACCAAGGUGCCGAGAUUGACUGUCGUGACAAGGACAAGGAAACUCCAUUGAUGAUGGCUGUAAGAAAAAAUAACGUGGAAACAGUUAAAAUCUUGAUGAGUCGAUCUGCAGAUAUAACUGUGAAAGAUAGUACGGAUAAAACUUGUUUGUAUGUUGCAGCGGAAGAAGAUAGUUUUGAAGCAUUUAGGCUUCUUCAAGGAAGCAAAGAAGUGAAGUCUCUUCUCGAAGAAUUUGAUAAGAAUGAGAACACUCCGCUUCACAUUGCUGCAAUGAAAGGUCACAUCAAAAUAACAGAGAUGUUACUGGAUAUGGGUGCAUGUAUAGAUACUAAAAAUGAUCAAAAUCUAACACCACUUCACCUUGCGGCAAAGUUUGGACAAUCGAGGAUAGUAAAACUAUUAUUGACGAGAGAUGUGAACAUAGUGAACGAUGAAGAUGAUGCGUCCAACACCCCUCUUCAUUUAGCUGCAUUGGAAGGUCAUGUACGAGUUGUUGAAAUACUUCUAGAAUGUGGAGCAGCUGUUGAUGCUAGGAAUGCAAUGUUGUGGACACCAUUGGAUUGCGCUGCAUCACGUGGUUGGACAUGGUGUGCGGAAUGUUUACUGGACGCCGAUUCGCUCACAGAUCCUGUUGACAAAGCAAAGACAACGCCAUUACAUCUCGCGAGCAAAGAAGGCCAUGUUGACAUGAUCAAGCUGCUACUUUCACGAAAAGCUGACAUAGCGAGGAAAGAUAAAUUUGGAAGAAACUGUUUGGACUGGGCAAUAGAAAAUAAUCAGAGAGAAGCUUCUAUGGCUAUUGUUGACAGUGAAUACUGGAUGAGUGCAUUGCGAAAUUGUACUGUUGAAGGGAACAAAGUGACCACACCCAUGAGAAAACUCAUUAAAAAGUUACCCGAUGUUGCUGAAAAAGUAUUCAACCAGUGCAUCAAAGGAAAUGGUUUGGCAAAGGAACACCCACUAUACGAAAUAUCGUGCACUUAUGAAUUCUUGGAAGAUACAUUCACAGAUUGGGGACCAAGUAUAUUCGAUUGUAUGGACCUCUCCACGCAGCAGCGGCAGCAAAUGAUUAAUCCUACCAGUGGUUACAACUACAAGGAGGAGAAGCCGUCGCUUUUAAAAAGAAUCGGUAAACUAGCGCUGCCUGGUUAUGUGAAGAAACAGUCGGAAAUCAAAAGAAACCACCCCUUGAAAUUCAUGGUUCAAAACGAACGGACAAGGUUGUUAUGUCAUCCGCUAGUGACGUAUUUACUACGUCAUAAAUGGCGCGCAUGCGGAAGAUACGUUUAUUAUUCCAAACUUUUACUCUUCAUAAUCUAUUUAAUGUGUUUGACUGGCUACACAUUGACCGUGACGGCAGACGAACACGUGCUGUCGUGCGAAACAAUGAAUGAUACCACCAAGUGUCGAUGUAAACCCCGGGUUGGGAAUUUUACCUACCCGAACUUACCGAAUGCUCAUACUAAAAGAUUUUUUAACAAUUUUGGUAGAUAUGCUGUUUUGAUACUUGGGAUCGUCAGUUUACUGAUAGAGUUUGGUAAACUGCUGUCCGAAUUACAUCAUUAUUUUAAAGUUCACAGAGCGAUUGAAUUGAUGUCAUACUCGCUCUCCAUCAUCUAUGUUUUAGAAUCGUUUUCAUUGCCGGAUGGAAGCAAAAUUGAGCUGUCACAACAUUCAAGGUGUACAAAUUGGCAUCGCAGUUUAGGUGCCACAACUGUUUGGUUGUCUUGGAUAAGUUUGGUUCUGUUCAUGAGAAAGUUUCCAAAACUUGGUAUCUAUGUGGUUAUGUUUACAGACAUUUUAAAAACGUUUGCUCAAUUCUUUAUGGUUUUUGCUCUGUUCAUCACUGCGUUCGGACUUGGUUUUCAUAUCUUGUUGUAUGAACAGAAACCAAUUGCAUUUGUAACACCAGCACGGGCAAUUCUAAAAACAACCAUGGGGAUGUUGGGAGAAUUUGAAUAUGAUUCUGUUUUUAAUGACGCUUACAAUCCGAUGCCAAUGGCGUGGAUUAUUUAUGUGGCGUAUCUUGUCAUCAAUUGCAUAAUUUUAAUGAAUUUGCUGGUAGGUCUUGCUGUCGAUGAUAUCAAAGGUGUUCAAGAAACUGCAGCUCUUAAACGCCUAGCUAUGCAGGUUGAUCUGACGCUCGACGUAGAAAAAGCUUUACCCUUGUCCGUUCAACGAAAACUUGUCAAGAUUGAAGAGCGUAUUUUACCGAACGCCGUCAAAGCAUGGAGCUUGUGGUCGUUUUGGUCAACAGCGCCAACUCUACCAUCAAAUGUUCAAUCGACUGGUGUGGAACAUCUGCGCAAACAACAAUUAGAAUUAAAAGAGAGUGUACGAAGUUUACGUUCAAAAGUAAAAACUUUAGAAGUUCAGAACAACCGAAUGGAAAGUAUGCUCGCUGCAUUAAUAAAACAUCAUAAUAUUUCUGUCGAAUAUCCAAGAAGACAUGAUAGAGAAUUGGCUUACACAAAAAUCUGAUCUUCCUGAAGGCCUUUUUACGUAGCUGCUCAACCAAGAUGGACGAUAUUUUGACCUGCCCUAUCAGAAGCCGGAACCUCACAUGUUUUGGUAGUAUAGUGAUAGUAGGGGGAAAUUAUUUAUAUAAAUAUAUUUAUUUAUA
This is a messenger RNA of Hydractinia symbiolongicarpus, 4739 nucleotides long. Its product is annotated as transient receptor potential cation channel subfamily A member 1 homolog. Gene Ontology annotation, cellular component: membrane. Gene Ontology annotation, molecular function: protein binding; monoatomic ion channel activity. Gene Ontology annotation, biological process: monoatomic ion transport; transmembrane transport. The transcript is spliced from 21 exons. Bases 260 to 4597 code for a protein of 1445 amino acids. The record is from RefSeq and is a predicted model, not a curated record. Lineage: Eukaryota; Metazoa; Cnidaria; Hydrozoa; Anthoathecata; Hydractiniidae.